UGGGACGUGCGCCAGCUUGGCUUUGUUGAACCAACUCCUUGAACUUGCUGAACCACGUGUGAUGGCCAAUCCUUGAAUCACUUCUUGAUCCGAACAACCGUACCACCACCAUUGGAGUCGCCGCCGCAGCCGCCGCUUCUCGCUCUGGAAUCCAUACUCGAUGACGUUCUUCAAGGCAUGGUCGCGAACUAACAGCACAGCGCUCUCUAUCAGACCGCCCUUCAAUGCCAGAAGCAUGUGGCGACGGGUGUUUGUUGUGCUGAAAAUGGUGCGUGUGCUUCGCCUUCUAGGGCAGCGGGCCGCGUCGCGCCGCGCGUUUCUAGAAAAACAACACCAAGCCAUGUACGGCAGCAGUGGCCACCAGCCGCGAUGCGCCACACCUGGCUGCAGCUCGGAUUGGUACUACGUGCAGAAGAACGGUCACUGCACAGCCUGCAACGCCAAUCGACCACGACAGGGGGUCAUGGACUCGAGUGUGAUGGAGACGAUCCGGAAGGCAUGGUCGCGUUUGACCUUUCGCAAGCCAAAGGAUGCAGGACUCAGCGACGAAGAGUACGCGAUGAUGCUCGGCGUCGAAUGGAACAGCCAGCACCAGGAACAAUACCCAAACACGUUGAAGCUUGUGUACAACCUGAGCCAGUUUCCGCCGCAUGUGAACCAGAAUGCGAACCUGAAUGCAGAUAUGGUUGACGAGCUCGUCAAGCACAGCUCCGAGUGCGCCGCGUCCGAGCGCGGGCAAAUGUGCCACGUCGGCGGUUGCGCCGAGAUGCGCAGGAUUCUUCACCACACGUCCGUGCAUCCUAACGCCGAACCCAGCUGCACCGACUGCUUGAAAGCGUACCGCAUCCUGCUCAGCCACGCCGAACGAUGCCGCGUGCUUUGCCGCGUUCCUCGCUGCAGCGGCGUUAAGACGCACUUGGAAUGCCGUGCCGCCGCCGCCAGCGGAAACGCUGCCGCACCGCAAAUGUGCUGGGUGCGCACUCCUCAAAUGUCGUGGUGGCCUGCCAUCGCGUACCCGAUGCAUUAUCCGUUGCCACAGCUACCGCUGUACGUGGUGGACCAGUACCAAGACGGGCACCAGAUCGUAUGCUGCCUCGGCGAUCGCCAGUUUGCGUGCUUGCCACUCAAUCAGAUCUUGCCUUGGACUCAGCCCGCGCUGCAGUCGAGUACCGAGCCGCUGUGCAACCAUUUAGCUUGCGAAGACCUCCGCGGGUGUGUUGGGUACGCCGCGACGUGCGUGUUCGCAUCGUUGGAACAGCACAAGAUGGCGAUGACCCACCAUCAUGCGAUGGCGUCGUUGUCCGGUCCGCAUCCCCAACAGGUGUCUCAGCCGCCACCACGGACGCGGUUGCCAUCCCUUCCGUCGUUGUUGGCGCGCCAACCACAGACGACUCCCGUCACCAACGAGUUUGACGGCGGGUUUAUUAGCCCCGAAGUGCACAUGAAGAAGCGCAAGUUGAUUCAAGUGCCUCAACUUAGGUCGUAGACUAGCCCCGUUCAUUUCCCAUCACACACAUCGUUGUACGAUUGCAACGAUCCAUCCACACGUAUGUCCUAUAGCAUUAUUUAGACUAAUUUCAGUAGAGCCCUUUAGUAUAUUCUUCAUGUGUCGACUCGCAUGAGAAGUGCCAACGUUCGUUACUACAGUACUGCCCGCAUCUUGCGCCUCCAGGACGUUCGUUGAUCGCUUGCUCCCUGGCAAGAAGAGCCCCCAAAGUAGUUUUACCUUUCAACAUUUAUAUGAAGCAUAACGUGAUUGAAC
Aphanomyces astaci is the source of this 1762-nucleotide messenger RNA. RefSeq lists its product as hypothetical. The transcript has a single exon. The record is from RefSeq and is a predicted model, not a curated record. The coding region runs from base 161 to 1486 and encodes 441 amino acids. Lineage: Eukaryota; Oomycota; Saprolegniomycetes; Saprolegniales; Verrucalvaceae.